CCGCGCUUGCGCGCUCUCGGGUGGCAGCUCCGGCGCGGCAACCCGCGCCCCCUCCCCCCGCGCGCUGCGGGCCGGGAGGGGCCGGGCGGGUGGGGCCCGGUGGCCGCUCCGGCCUGGAGACCCCCAGAGCGGGCCUCGGCGCGCUGGGGGGAGCCUCUGGAGGCGCUGGGGGUGGGGGGUCCCUCGUUCCGCGGGAGGUGCCUCAUGGAGGCUGUUGUCCCGGAGGGCAGCGGAGCAGGGGACACCCUCCGGGGCGCCGAGGGGCGGCCGCCACCCGAGGCCAGGGUGCACUUCCGAGUGACAAGGUUCAUCAUGGAGGCAGGUAUCAAACUCGGGAUGCGCUCCAUUCCCAUCGCCACUGCCUGCACCAUUUACCACAAGUUCUUCGGCGAGACCCAUGUGGACGCCUAUGACCCCUACUUGGUCGCCAUGUCUUCCCUUUAUCUGGCUGGCAAGGUGGAGGAGCAGCACUUGCGGACCCGGGAUAUCAUCAACGUGGCCAACAGGUACCUCCACCCCGGAAGUGAGCCCCUGGAACUGGAUGCCCGCUUCUGGGAGAUGCGGGACAGCAUCGUGCAGUGCGAGCUCCUGGUGCUCAGAGUCCUGCGCUUCCAGGUAUCUUUCCAGCACCCGCACAAGUACCUGCUCCACUACCUGCUCUCUCUCAAGAACUGGCUGAACCGCUACAGCUGGCAGCGGACCCCCAUCUCUGUCACUGCCUGGGCACUGCUGCGGGACAGCUACCACGGAGGGCUGUGCCUCCGCUUCCGGGCUCAGCAUGUAGCCGUGGCAGUGCUCCACCUGGCUCUGCGGGCAUACGGGGUGGAGGUACCUGCCGAGGCCCAGGCCGAAAAGCCAUGGUGGCAGGUGUUUAGUGAGGACAUAACCAAGCCAAUCAUUGAUAACAUUGUGUCUGAUCUCAUUCAGAUUUAUACCAUGGACACAGAGAUCCCCUAAGGCCCUGCCCGGGACGCCUGGUUCCCCGAGGACUGGUGGGGACACUGGCUCUGUGCCACGGGAGACCAUCACAACUGUUGCUUGCACUCUCCGGGUAGCCCCCGCCCCACGCGUGUGGUAGCUGUGCCUCCAGCAGGCAGGCUUUGAGCAGGCGGGGCUGGACCCCAGGCGGCGAGGCUGCUUUUGUCCUGUGAGAGGACCUGUGAUCACAUUUGGGACAAUACAUCAUUGGAAUGAGAAUCUAAGAAACAGGCGGGCAUGGCCCCCUUAUGAAUUUUUUUUAAAGAGCCAGAUUUAUAGAGAAUGAAAUAUGCAGUAGAUAAAUUCUAUUUUUGUCUAAUAAAAGAUGAUCCAAAACUCA
Molecule: messenger RNA, 1318 nt
Organism: Sorex araneus (European shrew)
Lineage: Eukaryota; Metazoa; Chordata; Mammalia; Eulipotyphla; Soricidae
Gene: CCNQ
Product: cyclin Q
Exons: 5
Coding region: 205-957 (250 amino acids)
Biological process (GO): regulation of transcription by RNA polymerase II
Cellular component (GO): nucleus
Molecular function (GO): cyclin-dependent protein serine/threonine kinase regulator activity
Source: RefSeq, a predicted model, not a curated record